Molecule: messenger RNA, 324 nt
Organism: Mesorhabditis belari
Lineage: Eukaryota; Metazoa; Nematoda; Chromadorea; Rhabditida; Rhabditidae
Source: the annotation of a GenBank genome assembly
AUGCUUUCCCGUCUUAUUGCCUUAAUUGCCCUGCUUAACUUUGCCGAUGCUCAACUGGUCAACCCAUACAAUGGGGCACAACCAGGCCAAAUCGGCGGAAAUCCAUUGACACAAAAUGGGAUUCCCUGCUAUGGCCAGUUGCAAUGCUCACUUGGACAGGUGUGCUGUGGUCCUUUGCAACUGCCUUCUCUAUCCUCACUUCUCUCUCCAUCAACAACUCUUCAACAACAGAGGCUUUGCACAGCUGGAGCAACACCGAAUUCCAUCGACUGCACCGUCGUCGCUCCCAACGGCGAUUUUCUCACUGUCACCGUGAUGACCACU